ACCCAGCUCUGAUCCAUAUGUAACAGUUUAGGCUUCUUGACAAAUAAAAUGUAUUUUCUGAAAGUGGAGAAACUUCUAAGGAAUAAAACUAGUGGUUUGCUUCGUAAUCUAAAUUUGCAUAAAGCUGUUCUCAACAUGUAUUGCAAUUUCAUAUACCAACAGUGUGUAAAACUGUAAAGAAUAGCAUGCAGAGAUGAUGCUUGUUGUUUGAUGUACGUAUUAUUUUCUUUGAGUGUAGUAUAUCAAUAAUUUUAAUGAAAAAAGGAUGUCGUUAUGCUGACUGGACUUGAACAUUACAAGAUUGCAGAAUGAAACGUACUGGUUCAAUGAAGGAUUACAUCUACAGUUUGCUGAUCCAAAUUAACAGAAUGUCUAAACGAAGUGUGAGGAAUUCCAGGGGAAAAUUAGAGAUUCGAUUACAGCCAACUAUUCUACGCCGAAAACGGAAAGCAGUGAAAGAGUUUGAGGGCAGUGUGAGAGAGAAUGAAGUGAGUAAAAGACGACAGGAAUUAGAAAAUCAGGCUUGCUGGGAUCCAGGUAGCCAAGAAAGUAACAGUCAAGAUGAAAGCUGUUGUUCCAUUGCUUCUACAACUAUGAGUGCCAGCACAAGCAGUAGUUCCGAACAAAUGCCUGAUGGUCAGAGAACCCCUUCUGACAUGCUUCCUUCCCUCACCCUUAGUCAGUUUCGUGGACUAACGUGUAUACUCACCCCAGAAGCACACAGUAAACGAGACUCUCCUUUACCCCAUUUCUCCUGGGCAGACCCUCAAGAAGUCUGGGAACUCAUGGUUCAGAAGGACUCAGUUUACCCUCGAGAUCCCAAGCUGCUUUGUCGGCACCCUGGUCUCCAAGCUCGAAUGAGGGCAAUUUUAUUAGAUUGGUUAAUAGAAGUUUGUGAGGUAUACAGGCUCCAUAGAGAAUCAUUUUAUUUAGCACAAGAUUUUAUUGACCGUUACCUCGCCACUCAGCAGAAUGUGCCAAAACAACAACUCCAGCUCUUAGGAAUAACUGCUUUAUUUGUUGCUGCCAAAAUAGAGGAAAUUUACCCACCUAAGCUGUCAGAAUUUGCUUAUGUCACAGAUGGAGCAUGUACAGAUACAGAAAUUCUAGAAAAGGAACUAGUCUUACUCAAAACACUGAAUUGGGAUCUGACACCAAUGACUGUUAACAGUUGGUUGAAUAUAUACCUACAACUUGCUGAUGACCCUUCAAGUACACGUGGAGAUGAUUUUUUAGUUCCAGACUAUUCAGGGCACAUAUUUGUACAGGUUGCACAGUUGAUGGAUUUGUGUAUCUUAGAUGUGGGAUGCCUUCAAUUUCCUUAUAGUGUAGUAGCAGCAUCUGCUUUAUGUCAUGUGACAUCUGAAAAUCUUGCAACAUCUGUGUCAGGAUUAAAGAAAAAUGAAUUGGCAGCCUGUGUACAGUGGAUGGUUCCAUUUGCUAAAGCAGUAAGAGAAAAUGGUGGAGCCCAACUGAAGUUUUUUCAUCAGGUGACAUUGGAUGACAUGCAUAACAUACAAACACAUAGUGUUAAUCUUCAGCUACUGGAGAAAGCCCAGGCUCGACAAGUAGAAGCAAUGACAUUGUCUGUACAAGCCAGCCCACAGUCAGAAUAUGGAGCUUUAACACCUCCUCAAAGUAGUGAAAAAGAAUCUUCAGAUUUUGGUUCCCCAUUAUGAUUUGUAACAAUAUCCUAGAUGCUGGAGGUUUAGUGUACUGUGACAUUGUUUAUGUCUUUGUGGGUGGUUGCAGUGAAGUGAAAAUUAAACAUGUUGAGAUUACAUUUAUGAAUAGUGUGAAAAAAGAUUUUUGUAUUAAACAUAAAGUUAAAAUAUGACCAAAUAAAUGCAGAGUAACUAAGUGUGGUUAAAAGAAAAAAUUGUGUUGCCUGCAAUUGAGAUAAGAAUUUCAUAUUUUGGCUUUCAUUGUAGCCACCAGGGAGUUUAAAUGUUCUAAAGAAGUUCAGGAACAUAGUGGUAUUAGCAAUGCUGGAAUCAAACAUAUCUAGUUUUUUUUUAUACCAUGGAAUAUCUUGGGUUUAUAUAUGAUUUAAUGUUCUUUGUAUUUCGAAAAUACUUAAAAGUUCUCCUUUAAACAGGAUUUUUUAAAUUGUAUGUGAAUCUUAUUGAUGUACAGUAACACUGCCAUGUAUUUAUUUACUGUCAGGGAAAACUUGAAUGUGUGAGUCAAAACUUCAUAGGUUCAGAAACAGAGAAUGUGUGAAGUGAGGGUGAGAAACAAAUGAAUUCAAUUAGAAUAUUUUAUAUGGGCAACAUAUACUGUAGUAAAUUUUACCUAUGUUACCCAUAUUUUAUUUUGAGAUGAUUGAAUUUAUGAAUCCUUAUUGAUUUUUGACAUAUUUUCACAAAUUUAGUAUGACCUUAAAACUAGCCAAAUGAUUUUCAUAUGUUACAAUCUAAGAAAUGUAUUAUUGAUUCUAUUGGCUCAGUUCUGGUAUUUUGCAUUUUAAUAUUAAUAUUAUUUAAAACUAUUUAGUAUACCUAUUUUGUACAUUACAAUUUGAUUUGAUUCAAAACACAUGCAUGCAUAUAUAUAUGUAUAUGGGUUAAAAUGGUGGGUGGGCAAAUGUUUUAAUUUAAAAUAAAAUAUAUUUUACUAAUUCUCAGAAAUGCAAUGCUUUUUAAAUGUUGAUAAUAGUGUUUUAAAAUUCAUGUUUCUUCAGAAGUUAAAUAGGGCUUUUGUAAUGAUUUAUUAGUCACAAAAUUU
Limulus polyphemus (Atlantic horseshoe crab) is the source of this 2727-nucleotide messenger RNA. Its product is annotated as G1/S-specific cyclin-E-like. The record is from RefSeq and is a predicted model, not a curated record. The transcript has 11 exons. The coding region runs from base 309 to 1679 and encodes 456 amino acids. Gene Ontology annotation, cellular component: centrosome; cytoplasm; cyclin E1-CDK2 complex. Lineage: Eukaryota; Metazoa; Arthropoda; Merostomata; Xiphosura; Limulidae. Gene Ontology annotation, biological process: G1/S transition of mitotic cell cycle; regulation of cyclin-dependent protein serine/threonine kinase activity. Gene Ontology annotation, molecular function: cyclin-dependent protein serine/threonine kinase regulator activity.